This is a messenger RNA of Dioszegia hungarica, 1083 nucleotides long. RefSeq names its product putative vacuolar ATP synthase subunit D. Lineage: Eukaryota; Fungi; Basidiomycota; Tremellomycetes; Tremellales; Bulleribasidiaceae. The record is from RefSeq and is a predicted model, not a curated record. The transcript has 4 exons. Gene Ontology annotation, cellular component: fungal-type vacuole membrane; proton-transporting V-type ATPase, V0 domain; vacuolar proton-transporting V-type ATPase complex. Gene Ontology annotation, molecular function: proton-transporting ATPase activity, rotational mechanism. The coding region runs from base 1 to 1083 and encodes 360 amino acids. Gene Ontology annotation, biological process: vacuolar acidification; proton transmembrane transport; vacuolar transport.
AUGGAGGCAUUAGGUUUCAACAUGGACGCCGGCUUCCUGGAGGGAGUAGUACGAGGGUACAAGGGCGGUCUGUUGACUACUGCCAACUACCACAACCUGACUCAAUGCGAGAACCUGGAAGACUUCCGGAUGCAACUCGCCUCUACCGACUAUGGAAACUUCCUCGCCAACGAACCCCUCCCCCUCUCCACAUCUACCAUCGCCGACAAGGCGACGGAAAAGCUCGUUUCCGAGUUUCACUAUCUCCGGACGAACGCGGUCGAGCCCCUCGCCACAUUCAUGGACUACAUCACGUACGCGUACAUGAUUGACAAUGUCAUCCUGUUGACGUUGGGGACGCUGCAUGAGCGGGACACGCACGAGCUGCUGGAGCGGUGUCACCCGCUCGGGGUGUUUGAUACCAUGCCGGCGUUGUGUGUGGCGACGAACGUGGAGGAGUUGUACCACUCGGUUCUGGUUGAGACGCCCUUGGCCCCGUACUUUCGGGACUGCCUGUCCGCGCAGGAUCUGGACGACCUCAAUAUCGAAAUCAUCCGGAACUCGCUGUACAAGGCCUACCUCGAAGACUUCCACGCAUUCUGCCAGACCCUCCCUUCCCCAACCAACGAGAUCAUGUCGCGUAUCCUCGCAUUCGAGGCAGACCGGCGCACACUCAACAUCACCAUCAACUCCUUCGGCACCGAAUUGUCCAAGGACCAACGGGCCCGUCUUUUCCCGACCAUCGGUCGGCUCUACCCCGAGGGCAACAAUGCCCUCGCGCGCGCAGAGGAGAUUGAGCAGGUCGUAGCUGCCGUCGAGCACAUUUCGGAGUACAAGGCCUUCUUUGACAAGGCGGGCGCGACGGGUGGUGGCGGUGGUGGGAGUGGCGGAGCAGGCGAGGGAGAGGCGAGCUCCCUCGAAGAUGAGUUCUUCAAGUAUGAUGUCGAGCUCAACAAGCUGUCAUUCUUGCAGCAGUUCCAGUAUGCGGUGUUUUACAGCUUUGUGAAGCUUAAGGAGCAGGAGGUGCGGAAUUUGACCUGGAUAGCAGAGUGUAUUGCGCAGGACGCAAAGGAUAGGGUGGACGAUUAUAUACCGGUGUUUUAG